GUGUGUGUGUUCACUGCUCUGUGUGUGUGCAUUUCGGAUGGGUUAAAUGCAGAGCACAAAUUCUGAGUAUGGGUCACCAUACUUGGCUGAAUGUCACUUCAAUAAAUGUAAAUUUUCUAGAGCAAAAUCUACUACGAUCCACAGUCACUUGAUCAGGAAAUGCUCUGUAGAUUUCAAUUACUGCAAUUUAAUGAACCAUUUCAUGUUCUUUUGUUUUUUUGGUUGCGUAUUCACUGACUGAUCUGGUGUUUGAAAUUAAAUAUAACGUUUUGAAAAAUGUUUAUAAAACCAGGAAACGAGCGGCGUGUGCUUGUUUUAUUUCUGGCGCCACCCCCUGUCUAGUCUGAUGUACUGCAAGCGUAAACUAUUAAACGGAAACGCUUGACGCAGCGUCGUGACGUCACAGCAUCAUGGCGCGUUCUCCGAUGGCGUGCUCACUCAUAACAAACAGGACAUAGACGCCGUGUAACACGAGAAUCGCAUACUAGAGGGAAUGGAUUUGAACGAAGCCUCCGCGCUCGGCGUGUUCAGUUGUGAGCUGUGCGAAAUGUCCAGUCCGUACAGCUUCUACGGGCAGAAGCCACCAAACACGAGAGCGAUAGUGCUCUUGGAGGAAUGUUACGGCAUGAAGGAUCCCUUUAGCCCAGAGAGAGAGAAGUUUCUGGUUUUAGGAUCCAAGUGCUGUCUGUGCAGUAAGACGGUGUGUGUGGGAACGGACUGCAGUCUGUUCUACACCAAGCGCUUUUGUUUGCCCUGUGUGCGGGAUCACCUCCAUCAGUUUCCAGAACAAAUUCAGAAUGAGCUGCUGAGGAAAAAGAGUGUCCAGAAGACGUCUUCUGCAUGAUGCUAGAAUGAUUUAGUCAGGACACUAGUGAGCCAUCUGGGCAGACACACAAUAUGUUUUAUUAUAUUUGUAUUUAUGUGCAACUGGAGGCAGCAAAGCAUGUUUUGAUUAAAAUCAUUUCUGUGCUGUCAAUUACUGUGAUGAGUUUUACAAACGAGUUUUAUGAUAGUGAUGAAUGCCUUAUGUUGCACGUAGCAACUAUUCAAUAAGUGAUGUUUGUCAUUGGUUUUGGUUACUUGAUGACUGAAAAGAUAAGUGACUGAUACUGUAUAUGCAUGUGUGAUGAUAUAGGGGAGUGUCGAACCGGUUGUUGGAGCACAAACCUGUUGUGAGCAUGAGCAUGCAAACACUACCACCACACCAAACCUUCAGACCUGCCACCUCCUAGAUCCUUCCGGCCUUAAGCUCAGGCCAAGUCUGACUAAACCCGACUUAGAUGCAAAAACCACAGGCAAGUAGUGAAGUAUAAGUUCCAGCACAUGCAUAGUUGGAGAUCUGUGGCUCAGUGGUCUGAGCACUGGCAGACAGUGCCAGGGAUCCCUGGUUCAAAUCCAGCCAGAUCUCCACAAUGAAUCAAUUGCAGUGGGCAGAGAAGUAGGACUGGAGUGACUGACAGGACCAGACUGAGGAGGAACAGAACAGAGAGGCUGU
Messenger RNA from Carassius auratus (goldfish), 1495 nucleotides. It is a transcript of the gene cdpf1, whose product is annotated as cysteine rich DPF motif domain containing 1. The transcript has 3 exons. The coding region runs from base 494 to 844 and encodes 116 amino acids. The record is from RefSeq and is a predicted model, not a curated record. NCBI's taxonomy places the organism in Eukaryota, Metazoa, Chordata, Actinopteri, Cypriniformes, Cyprinidae.